This is a messenger RNA of Toxorhynchites rutilus septentrionalis, 1936 nucleotides long. RefSeq lists its product as uncharacterized. Bases 72 to 1865 code for a protein of 597 amino acids. Lineage: Eukaryota; Metazoa; Arthropoda; Insecta; Diptera; Culicidae. The transcript is spliced from 3 exons. The record is from RefSeq and is a predicted model, not a curated record.
CGGUGCUUGCGUGUUGGAUUCGAGUUUUUUUUCGAUUUGCGAUAGCGGUACACGAGGAACACUAGAGUGCAAUGGAUGAGUUUUUAAAAUCUUUAAGGGAACAAGGAAAGUUCCAACCAGAGCCGUCGUAUGCAGAUGAGCUGGAAAAACAGAAGGCGAUAUUAUUGAAGCAACGCGAAGUUGAUAAUUUGAAAGAGCUUCUCGAUGGCACGAAAGUAUUUUGCGAACAGCUUGAAGUCGAAGAUCGCUGCCUCCUAGAGCAAGCCCACAAAACGAAAGCCCUGGUAAGUCAGCUCGAUGAGUUGAAGAUUAAAGUCCAAAGUGUCAUCGAUCAGAACUUUGAUCUCACAAUGAACAAACUCCGCGAGAACUGCUACCGUAAUACCGCACUGAACAAACAACGUCACCAAAAGCGACAGAUGAUAGUGAACUUGAAGCAGCAACAUGAACAUUACAAAGGGUUACUCGUUCAGAUGCAGGAGUCGAAAGGUCAGGUAUUAUUGAGAGAAGCACAGGAUGAAUACGAGGAAGAAAAGAACAAACUUGAAGCAAUUCGUUCGGAAAUUAACAGUAUCCGGAAAACGAAAACAGAAGGCGAUAAAAAGUAUUGGGAGGAGAAAAAAGCGAUGUUUGUAGAGAUGGCUAAAUUGCAGAUACAAAUCAAGACACAAAAUGAACAAACUUCGGCCGUUAUGAAGAACAACGAAUUGCUAAAGACGCGCAUUAUACAACUAAGUGAUGAAAUUGAAACCCAAAAAGAAAGAGAAGAAGCAGAAGCAAUACGAAGAAAGAACGAAUUAGAUGAGCAAGUGAUGACUCCUUUAAAAAUUAUUCACGCGGUUAAAAGUCAACAUGUAUUUAAAAACCCCAACGAUUUUCCAAUGCUCGUAGAAAGUAUACAAAAUAAACGUUCUUAUGAAUCUAUUUUCAAACGAUCUGAAUUUCACAAUUCUUAUACAUCUCGCAGAAAGGGGGAAAAUACAGCAACGCAUAACAAAACCACAAUACCACACGCCACGUUCUUAUCAAAAGCUGAAUCAACACCACUAAAACGAAAGAAACAAACUGUACCAAAAAAUUCACCUGAUAAUACUACCACAAUGUAUGCAUCUCCAUCAAAUGAAUUCAAAACGCAAGAGAAGCUUAUAGUAUCGGAAUCUGAGAAACAGCCAAAACGACGACCUGCACAGGUACCCUCACAACAAGCUACCAAGAAAAUUGAUUCUUCAGAAUCACAGCCAAAGGCUUCUAGCUUCUCGCAAGAUAAACAAAUCAUCAAAACGAAAAAUCCAACAAAUGAGUUGGAGAAUAUAACAAAAGUAUCUGAAAGUAAAACAAAUGUAUCUGAAGUUGCAACAACUAUAUCGGAAAAGGCUUCAAAUUCGAAUAAACCAGAGAAACAAAAGAACCAACCAGCACAAGUCGAUGGAAACGCAGUCGCUACUUCUGUAGAAUCGGAUCCGAAGUCGAAUUUCGCCUCAGAAGGCCCCACGCAGAAAGUGAUUCCUUCGCCACAGAAAGAUGAGAACCAAUCUGGAUCGAUGCAAACAGAACCAGGUGCUUCAGAAGACCAAGAUUACGAAUCUACCAAGGAUGCCGGUAAUGCGGACACAGUCUCUUUGGCCAGCACCAUUUCUUCGUUCGAUUUAGAUGAACGAGAGGGUAGCAGCGAUCUAGGUUUUGACCUUUCGCCCGUUGUGGCCCGUAAAGGGAAAAAAGGCAGUGAUGGCAGCGAAAGUGGAGAUUUGGAUUUUGAUUUUCUCACGGAUUCGCCUAAGCAGGCAGCUGCACCACGGAAGAAUAAGAAGCAAAAUGAUUUCGAUUUCCUCUCAGCUGAUAACGAUAAUUCGUUUGAUUUCUUCUAAUUUCCUUCCACGUAAAAAGGAGAUUAUUUGCUUUGGCGAUUUUAAUUUUGGUUUCUCACUCACUAUAGAAA